Messenger RNA from Cryptosporidium muris RN66, 1122 nucleotides. RefSeq names its product ribosome maturation protein SBDS, putative. The record is from RefSeq and is a predicted model, not a curated record. Bases 1 to 1122 code for a protein of 373 amino acids. The transcript has a single exon. Gene Ontology annotation, biological process: cytosolic ribosome assembly; ribosome biogenesis. Lineage: Eukaryota; Apicomplexa; Conoidasida; Eucoccidiorida; Cryptosporidiidae.
AUGUCACUGUUCCAACCUAGCUCUCAAAUUCGUUUAACUAAUGUUGCAAUAGUUCGAUAUAAAACACAUGGCAAGCGGUUUGAAGUAGCUUGUUAUAAAAAUAAGAUCUUAAAUUGGCGAAGUGGCGUUGAAUGGGAUUUAGAUGAAGUAUUACAAAUUCAUUCUAUCUUCACCAAUGUAUCUAAGGGUCAUCUAGCUAGUACAGAUGACUUAAUAAAAGUAUUUGGUACGGUUAAUAUAGAAAGUAUAUGUAGAGUAAUUUUGAGGAAAGGUGAAGUACAGGUUUCGGAGGCAGAAAGGAGUUAUAUGAUGGAGAAGCAAUAUUUAGAUAUUUGCAACCUACUCAGUGAGAUGACUGUAAAUCCGAGUAAUAAUUUGCCACUUACAGUGAAGAUGCUAGAAACUGAGCUUAGAGAAGCUGGCUUUUCUGUAUCUUUAAACAAAAGUACUAAAGAACAGGCUUUAAAGGCUUUUGAUAUCCUUAAAAAAAGGAUUCCUAAUCAGAUUUCAAGAGCCAAAAUGUUAUUAAGAUUUAUAUCAGACUUCUCUGAUAAAAAUUUUAUUUUUGAGAAGUUGGAGGAAUUCAAUGCAACUGACAUUAAUAUUGAUGAAUCAAAUGAUAAACUUUCAGUAACUUUCCUAUGUGAUCCAUAUCACUAUAGAUCCAUCGAUAAGCUCCCAGGCAAGUUAUUGGUAUUAAAUAAUAAUGUCAAGAAAAUAACAAAAGAUAAAAGUCAAUGUAAAGUAGAAACAAGUAAAAUUGACAAUAUUGAUGGAAAUUCAGGUCUAUGUAAUGAGAUUGAAGUAAAUGGAGAGAUAAAUAAUAGCUCAGAUCUCUUGAAUGUUGAUAUGGGAACAAUGACUACAUGUGACAAUCAUCCAAAUCAGAAGUUUAUUAAGAAGAUCCUUAAAAUAGAUAAGUCUAAAGAUAUAGUAAAUAAUGUAGCAUGUACUAAGUGUGGAAUUGAGCUAGACAGUCUCAGUUCAUUUAGAACUCACUGUCGCUCUGAAUGGCACAUAUUUAAUGCAAAAAGGUUAGCAAGAAACUUAUCACCUAUAUCUGAGGAUGAGUUUCUUGAGUUGCAGCAAGAUAUAAAGAUGGGUUUUUUGGCAGUUGAAUAA